This is a messenger RNA of Caenorhabditis remanei, 1308 nucleotides long. RefSeq lists its product as uncharacterized. Gene Ontology annotation, biological process: regulation of DNA-templated transcription. The record is from RefSeq and is a predicted model, not a curated record. Bases 1 to 1308 code for a protein of 435 amino acids. Lineage: Eukaryota; Metazoa; Nematoda; Chromadorea; Rhabditida; Rhabditidae. The transcript is spliced from 7 exons. Gene Ontology annotation, molecular function: zinc ion binding; DNA-binding transcription factor activity; sequence-specific DNA binding.
AUGAUGGAAAUCGUUCCGCUCAACCUUCAAACAACGCUCAACCUUUUCGCGGUACCGUUGCCACCGCCGCGCACAGUGUGCAAGAUAUGCGGACUUCCUGCUCACGGAGUUCAUUUCGGAGUCAUGGCUUGCAGAGCGUGUGCCGCGUUUUUCAGGAGAUUCGUGGUGCUGAAUCUAGAUUAUGAAUGUCUGAAGGAUAAGAGCAAGUGCAGUCUUAAUAAGAUUCGGAGAAGCUCCUGCCGUCACUGCAGAUUCCAGAAGUGUCUAAAGAUGGGAAUGACAGCAGAUAAUGUCCAAUGGAAUCGCGACGUCUACUCCACUGACUUACGAUACAAAAAGAUUAAGACACCUGAGCCGAAAAACGACGAGAAUGAUUUAACCAUCGCGUUGCCCAGCACAAGCACAUGCCUCUACUCUCUUAUAAAAACACAGGAUCAGCUUUACACCAAAUCGGUUCUCUCUGAGAUCAACUACGACAAUAUUGAGCGUGAUAUGCAUCGAAUGUUUAUGUCCGACGUCCCUUCGACAGAUCACGGCUACUUUGCCUCGUUGAGCCCCCUUCAUAAAAUUGUCGAGGGGCUUCGACUGGUUCGAAAGUCACAACGAACUGCAGAUAUCAAAUUCGAGAAUCGUCUAUCAAUGGAAACGCUGGUCCCGCAUUGGAGAGCUCAAGCCAAGAAUACGGCGAUUCUCUCUAUGCACUCUAUGGCUUUCCGGGAUAUUCCGUUGACCGAGAAGUCCCGCAUUUUCAAAUCUCUUUGGCAGAAUAUCUAUCGGUUUGAGAGAAUUCAAAUGUCAACUGAAAUAUUUGGAGAGAACUGUGUUAGUGAGAAAAAGCUAGCGAUCUCCUGUGAGAGAGCUAUCCAACUGGAUUCUCUCUUCUUUGAUAUUGAAGGCGUCGCACAGAACAAACUAAAAAUAACACUACAAGAUUACAAGGCAUUCGCCGAGAGAUGUGUCGAAGAAGUGGCGAAACCUUUGAGUCAGUUGAAACUUUCCAUCGAAGAAGUGGCCUAUCUAAUCAUUAAUUUUGUAUUGCAUAAUGAGGAGAAAAUCAUCGGGGAAUCCUUCGAUAUCUGUGACAAAUUCCGUGAUUCCAUAGCCGACGAUCUUCAUGAGUACUAUCGGAAGAAUGAUAUUGUGAACUAUGCAUCGAGGAUCACAAAAAUGAUGAAUACCAUCGUGGCGAUGAAGAAAAUCCAUUAUGAUGAUCUCGGGGGAACUUUUGUGACGAACACUCGGAAUGCGAAGGAGGUGGAGGUAAAGGUGGAAGAUGAUGAUGAAGAAGAAGAAAUAAUAGUUGAUUGA